Molecule: messenger RNA, 3195 nt
Organism: Kwoniella mangroviensis CBS 8507
Lineage: Eukaryota; Fungi; Basidiomycota; Tremellomycetes; Tremellales; Cryptococcaceae
Exons: 16
Coding region: 1-3195 (1064 amino acids)
Biological process (GO): proteolysis
Molecular function (GO): metal ion binding
Source: RefSeq, a predicted model, not a curated record
AUGGCUUCCACGCACUCCUCCACCUCUGCCAAAGACUACGGAUCGUUCAAGCUUCUUCAAUCUUUUCCCAUCGAGUACGCACCAGUGACAGUAUCCAAAUGGAGGAGCGAGAAGACAGGUCUGACCGUCGUGCUAGGUAGUCAUCAGGCACCAGUCACCAAUGGUUAUUUCGCUAUCGCCUCUGAGAUCUUCGAUGAUACCGGUCGGCCACAUACUUUGGAGCAUUUGAUAUUCUUGGGAUCGAAAAAGUAUCCAUAUAAAGGUGUUUUAGACUCAUUGGCCAAUAGAGCAGGAAGCAACGGUACCAACGCCUGGACUGCGAAUGAUCAUACGGCUUAUACGAUAGCUACAGCGGGGAGCGAAGGAUUCCUCAAGAUGUUACCUGUCUAUGUCGAUCAUAUUCUACAUCCAACAAUAGAUGAUGCAGGAUUUGUGACGGAAGUGUACCAUAUCAAUGGUGCCGGAGAGGAUUCAGGUGUGGUGUAUAGUGAAAUGCAAGGAAGGGAGAAUACCUCAUAUGAUCUUAUGGCUUUAGAGAUCCAGAGAACCCUCUACCCUCCUACAUCAGCUUAUCGAAGCGAGACAGGAGGUCUUUUGCACAAGUUGCGAGUGUUGACCGCUCAACAGAUCAGAGAUUAUCAUGCAAGGUAUUAUCAGCCUUAUAACCUAUGCCUUGUCAUUGACGGUGCUGUCUCCCCGGAAGAGUUAUUCAGAGUAUUGAAUGAACAAGUAGACCCUCUGAUCUUGGAACAACGAAACAAUCAACCCAAAAUCACUCCUCCAGAAGAUUGGCAAAGACCUUUCGUGGAAACUACAACAUCUCAUAGACUCAGUAUACCGGAAUCAGUGACGAAAGUAGUUGAAUUCAUGGAAGAAGAUGAAUCAGUUGGGGAAGUAAUAUUAACCUAUUUGGGUCCACCACCAAUAGACUAUUUUACAAAUACCGCAUUGAAGCUCUUGGGGAAUUACCUCACCUCAACAGCUACUUCACCAUUAUCAAAGGAAUUUAUCGAAAUCUCAAAACCUCUAUGUACUUCAAUAAGUUUCGAUUCUGCUGAUAGGGUCAACCAUAACGAACUUCAAGUUGGUAUCACCGAUGUUCCUGCCAAACAUCUGAAUUCUAUCGGUGAUGAUAUCAAAACGAAAUUGAUGAAGAUUGUAAAAGAAGAAGGUAUAGAUAUGGAGAGAAUGAAAAGGAUUUUGAGGAAAGAUAAGAGGAAACUGUUGGAUUACAUGGAAAGUAGAGCUACAGAUGUCCUGGCUGACGUUGUCAUUGGAGACUUCUUGUACGGCGAAAAGAAUGGUAAAGACCUUCCGGUAGCGUUUGAAGACCUGAAAGAAUACAAGGUACUUGAGUCGUGGAAAGCUGAAGAUUGGAUAUCCCUCCUCGACCAAUACUAUGUUGCAGCCCCUUCUAUCACAGUGAUUGGCAAACCCUCGGCGGCGUUAUCAGAGAAAAUUGAGAAAGAUGAAAAGGAGCGAGUUGAGAAGAGGAAAGCUGAAUUGGGCGAGGAGAAGCUCAAAGAGCUUGAAAAGAGAGUGGAAGAUGCCAAAAAGCAAAGUGAUGUUCCACCUCCAACAGAGAUGAUUUCAGGUUUCCCUAUAACCGAUCCUGCUGGUAUUACUUGGGUGCCUGUCGAAACCGCUAUCAAUAACGCGAAGGGACAAGACUUGAAGGUCGAUCAAGGAGAAGUCCAAAAGUAUAUAGAUGCAGAUGGUGCGGAGUUACCUUACCAAGCUCAUUUCUCACACGUCAAGUCCAAUUUCGUCAUCGUCUCCGCUCUUUUCGAUACCUUUGGACUACCCACGCAUCUUGCCCCAUACCUUAACCUCUUGAUCAGCUCCAUCUUCAGCCUCGGUGUCAACCGGGCAGAUGGUACUCAGCUUUCACAUGAGCAGGUUGUAGAUCAGCUGAACGACUUGACGAUAUGGCAGCAAGCUUGCUUCGAAUUCAGAGGAGGGUUUGCCGAAGUGCUUUGUGUUCAUUUCAAGGUUGAGACUAAGCGAUACGAAGAGGCAGUAGCAUGGAUCAGGGAUCUCAUGACUGGUGUAAUCUUUGACAAGGAGCGACUGUCCGUCAUAGUCGCGAGGCUUCUCCAAGAGCUUCCUCAAGAGAAGAGAGAUGGAUCUGAAGUAGCGGUUGCAUGGGCUAAUAGAUUAGCAUAUGACGAAACCAUUUCAUCUGCUCAGAAAUGUGAACUUUUAAGCAGGCUUGAGUUUAUACCUAAAGCGGCGGAAUUGUUGGAAAAGGAGCCAGAGACCGUCAUCAAGGCUUUAGAGGAGUUGAGAUCCAAACUGAUCGAUCCUAGCAAGAUCCGAGUAUCAGUUCGGGGUGAUGUGUUAGGUCUGGAUAAACCGAGAUCAGUAUUCGAAAGGUCGUUCCUUCCUUUCAAGGAGGCCAAACCCCUCGCUCCCAUCUCCACGUCAGGUCAAACCCUCUCUGAACUCGGUAAGAACCCAUCAAAGAAGUGCAUCAUCGUACCCAUGCCAGCGAUCGAAGGGUCCUACUCUCAGCAUUACGCCAAAGGUCCAUCGGGAUUCGAUAAUUCCGAUUUACCAGCUUUGAGAUUGGCCGCUUCGGUCUUGAACGCGAUGGAAAGUUAUUUGUGGAAAUCCAUUAGAGGAAGUGGUUUGGCUUAUGGUGCCCAUGUUGCUGUUUAUCCCGAACCCGGAUUGGUCGGGUUCACAGUAUACAGGAGUCCAAAUGCUAUGUUGGCUUAUGAAGCUGCUGGGAAGAUCAUGCAAGGUUUAGUCGAUGGUAGUAUCAAAUUAGAUCAAGAUAUAGUAGACGGUUGUCGAUCAAGUAUGACGUACGAUUUCGCUCGACGAUCCGAAACAGUCCUCGACGCAGCUUCCACGGCGUACCUGAAUGAAGUUCUAAAAGGUAUAGGAAAGAACCACGAUCAAGAAUUCUUGAAGAAAUUACCUUCGAUCACAUUGGAUGAUAUCAAGAAUGCGAUUGAGAAGUACUUCCUACCCCUGUUCAAGCCUGAGACAGCUAUGGGAGCUGUAAGUGUUUCUUCGUCAAAGGCGAAAGAGGUAGAAGAAGGGUUUAGCAAAUUGGGAUUCGAGGUGGAGAAAAGAGAGUUGCCUGUACUGAAGGGUGACGAAGAUGAGGAUGGGGAUAUCGAGAUGGGCGAAGAAAAUGGAAGUGGAAGUGAGAGUGAGAGUGAAGGAACAGAAGAAAAACAGUGA